Neopelma chrysocephalum (saffron-crested tyrant-manakin) is the source of this 2870-nucleotide messenger RNA. RefSeq names its product lin-9 DREAM MuvB core complex component (gene LIN9). Gene Ontology annotation, biological process: DNA-templated transcription; regulation of cell cycle; regulation of transcription by RNA polymerase II. The record is from RefSeq and is a predicted model, not a curated record. Gene Ontology annotation, cellular component: nucleoplasm; transcription repressor complex. The coding region runs from base 125 to 1600 and encodes 491 amino acids. Gene Ontology annotation, molecular function: DNA binding. Lineage: Eukaryota; Metazoa; Chordata; Aves; Passeriformes; Pipridae. The transcript is spliced from 14 exons.
UUCUUCAGCAAAAGCACUUGUGAGCUUGAAAGAGGGAAGCUUAUCAAGUUCGUGGAAUGAAAGGUGCAAUUCUCUGCAGAAAACGCACAUUUGGAAAAGCAAGAAUGCUGGUUCUGCAGUGGAAAUGCCCUUCAGAAAUUCAAAACGGAGUCGACUCUUCUGCGAAGAAGAUGACAGACAAAUAAACACAAGGUCACCCAAAAGAAAUCAGAAGGUUGCGAUGGUUCCACAGAAGUUUAGUACAACAAUGUCAACACCGGAAAAGAAAGUGUCACAGAAGAUUGGUUUACGGCUUCGCAACCUGCUCAAACUUCCCAAAGCUCACAAGUGGUGCAUAUAUGAAUGGUUCUAUUCAAAUAUAGAUAAGCCACUAUUUGAAGGAGAUAAUGACUUCUGUAUAUGCCUGAAAGAAUCUUUUCCAACUUUGAAAACCAGAAAAUUGACAAGAGUAGAAUGGGGGAAAAUCAGACGAUUAAUGGGAAAACCACGGAGGUGUUCCUCUGCAUUCUUUGAGGAGGAGAGGUCGGCGUUAAAACAGAAACGGCAGAAAAUAAGACUUCUGCAGCAGCGGAAAGUUGCUGAUCUUUCACAGUUCAAAGAUCUUCCAGAAGAAAUUCCGUUACCGCUUGUAAUAGGAACAAAAGUUACAGCACGUUUGCGAGGUGUCCAUGACGGUCUGUUCACUGGACAAAUAGACGCUGUGGACACCCUUAAUGCUACCUACAGAGUGACUUUUGACAGGGCAGGUCUUGGAACACACACAGUCCCAGAUUAUGAAGUUCUUAGCAACGAGCCUCAUGAAACCAUGCCAAUUGCUGCCUUCGGACAGAAACAACGGCCUUCAAGGUUCUUUAUGACUCCUCCCCGAUUGCCAUACACACCUUCACUCCAGUCUCCAAUUACAGAUAGUGAUCCUUUAUUAGGACAAUCUUCGUGGAAAAGCAAAAUUUCAGGCACAGAUAGUGAAACACUAGGAGGCUUUCCGGUAGAAUUCCUCAUUCAGGUGACCAGGUUAUCGAAAAUCCUUAUGAUCAAGAAGGAACACAUCAAACAAUUGAGAGAGAUGAAUACAGAAGCAGAAAAGCUGAAAUCCUAUUCCAUGCCAAUAAGCAUUGAGUUUCAGAGGAGAUACGCAACUAUUGUUCUAGAUCUAGAACAACUCAACAAAGACUUAAAUAAAGUUUUGCAUAAAGUUCAACAGUAUUGUUAUGAGCUUGCUCCUGACCAGGGCCUCCAGCCUGCUGACCAACCCACAGAUCUGAGGCGUAGGUGUGAAGAGGAAGCUCAGGAGGUCGUCAGGCAAGCAAAUACCUCGUCGACAGGACAGCUUUGUGUUGAGAGUGAAAAUUUAACUGAUCUUAUCUCUAGGCUUACAGCAAUAUUACUGCAAAUCAAGUGUCUAGCAGAAGGAGGUGAUCUGAAUUCCUUUGAAUUUAAAUCACUAACAGAUUCAUUAAAUGACAUUAAGAAUUCAAUAGACUCCUCAAAUAUCAGUUGUUUUCAGAAUAACGUUGAGAUCCAUGUUGCACAUAUUCAGAGUGGUCUGAGCCAGAUGGGAAAUUUACAUGCUUUUGCAGCUAAUAACACCAACAGAGACUGAAAACUUCCUCUCAAGUGUACAGCAAGUAGUUCUGGAAAACCUUCCUUUCUAUAGGCUUCACCAAAUAUCCUAACUGCCAGAAGAUAAGGGAAAAGAAAACCUCUCAGAAAGGACCCUUUUGAAUCUAUUAUAUCCGCUUCUUAAGAAAACCAGCAUUACUGGCCAGCGUUACAUUAGAUUUCUCCAUUUGUUAUUCACAUGCAGUAGUUUUGCUAACUGGUAAUCUCUUAGUAAUUGCAUUUAUUAUAGUAAACUUGAAAACAUACUUUCAUAUAAUUUGAACUUAGUUUUUAAAAGUUCAGAUUAAUUCUGUGCACCUCUUGCUGUUGGGUCUCCUGGUAUGUUAGAAGUGAGGAAGAGGAAAUGGUUCAGUUUAGUAGCCACAUGGCAGGUCUUUGUUGUGUAAAGCUACACUUCUGUGUAAGUCUUGAGAACUGCCAGCACCGUCCCUGAUCUAAGAAAGCAGCAGCAGCAGGAUACAGGCAGCAAACAUAAGCUGUAAACAUGAGGAUGUUAGGCAGGUCUAUCAAUCAGUCAGUGUCUUGUUGGAGCACUUAAUUUAUCGUAACUUAUAGAAGGAGUCUAAUGAAGGAAUAUAAAAAGGUAACUGGUAACUUUCCAGAAAGAAAUUGGUUAUGGCUUUUUCCCUCCACACAGGGCAAAAGAAGUGCUAUGGUUGGUAUUUUAUAUAAAUGACUGGUUAAACAUAUUGUUUUUCCAAAUUUUUGUUUGUUUUGCACAACUUUUAAAUUAGAUUACUGGUUAUUCAACAGUACCCAACAUAUAUAAAUAUGAAAAUUUUUAUAAUGAAAUAUAACCAGUGAGGUAAACUACAAAAAUAAAAAGUGACAACCUGCCUAGGAAUUGGAAUUAACCUUUUGGAAUGUUAAUCUUGUAAAAAGUGUGUAUUGGUUUGUUUAAAUAGUCUUGUAAAGCUUCUGUGUAAUGAAUCGUUUCCAGAUUUGAAUUUUCAGAGAUAGCUGUAGAGAUGUUUUUGAUUCUUUUAGAUGCCUCAUUAAAUAAGGUCUUUUAUAUGUUAAUGUAUAAAGAAUAUGUAAACAGGAUUAUUUUCAAUUUUAAAAUUUUGUAUAGUUUAAAGAUGCUUCUGUAUUCUGUGUUGGUAUUGUGCCACUGCAAAACUUUAGUGCAGAGUUUAUAUUUAGCUAAACUUGUUCUGUUAAUUAAGAGAAAUGCAUAAAUCUUUUAUUCUCAUUGAAAUUUGUAACUGAAUAAAUUGAGCUAUGAGAGUUGAUAUAUUUCACAAAAAUGC